This is a messenger RNA of Pristis pectinata (smalltooth sawfish), 3966 nucleotides long. Its product is annotated as adhesion G protein-coupled receptor E3-like. The coding region runs from base 325 to 2523 and encodes 732 amino acids. Gene Ontology annotation, cellular component: membrane. Gene Ontology annotation, biological process: adenylate cyclase-activating G protein-coupled receptor signaling pathway; cell surface receptor signaling pathway. The record is from RefSeq and is a predicted model, not a curated record. Gene Ontology annotation, molecular function: calcium ion binding; G protein-coupled receptor activity. NCBI's taxonomy places the organism in Eukaryota, Metazoa, Chordata, Chondrichthyes, Rhinopristiformes, Pristidae. The transcript has 18 exons.
CUCGAAGUGGGAGGUGCUGCAUUUGAAGCAACUGAUUUGGUGAGCCAACCUUCCAAUAAACUCUGAGGUUGGAUGUGGUUAAGCGUUCUCCUGAGCUACAGAAGUUACGAAAGGUUCACGCUUCCCUCCUGCUCCUGCCGGAACAUUGCUGCAGUUCCAGAUUUCUGAAGCACUUGUGAGGAUCACAGUCUCACCUCUGAUGUUAUCUUUGGGGUGACUCAGUAGCACGGCGUUAUGAAAAUACUGAUGUAACUCUUUCACAAAGCCACAGAUCUCAUUAGCUCCCGGAGUUGUUGCCUUACCGGCGGAGGAGAGGACAGAGAGAUGAGGAGCGGUUACUUGACGUUCCUUGGGAUGUGUUUGUGCGGUGUCUGGGAUCGGGAGAGCUCUGCACACCCGCCCGAUGCUGCUGAGCAGGACGUGUGUCUAACCAAAUACUGUGGGCCCAAUACGGAAUGUCACCACGAGCUGGGAAGCUUCUACUGCACCUGUAAGGCAGGAUUUUACUCCGAGUCUGGAGACAAGAAGUUUGCAGGUUCUGCAGAGUCCACCUGUAGAGAUUAUGAUGAGUGUUACACUGUUAAAACGACCUGUGGCAUCAAUGCCGCCUGCUACAACACGGUGGGAGGAUUCUACUGCCUCUGCCACUCUGGGUUUGCUCAGGCUUCUGGCGAGACCAAAUUUACUGAUUACCGUGCUGGGUGUGAAGAUAUCGACGAGUGUUUGCAACAGCCCUGUGCCCCCCGUGAAGUCUGCCACAACACGGAAGGGAGCUUCUUCUGUUCUCACACAUCCCGGUCCGUGACCAGCAGUCUCAAAACAACUCACAGCCCAUUUCUGAAUUGUCUGUCUAACCUCCUGAAGAACCAAUCCAUCAUUGACAACUGUUUCAACAAGCCAACAGCAGAUCAGUUCUGUUCCCUCAUCAGCUCCACCCUUACAUUUGCGAAGAGGAUGUGUGAACAUUCUGACCGGCGCUACAGCAAAAGAACACAACCUGUUACUUUAGAAGACGUCACAUCAUUUGGAAACAAAUUCAUUGCCGAUGGCUCUGAGGUGGAGCCUACCUCGGUCUUCCUGGAUGCCAUGGAGAGUUUUGCAUUAGUUGCUGCACUGGCCUCACCUACUCAAGAACUGAAGCCCAUUACCACCAAACACUUAGAUGUCGAUGUGCGGGUCAUUAGGGUGAGUGGUCUGCGGUCCCAAUCCAAGGCACCCAGGAGGAUAACACUCCGAGCAAAGGAGAAUACACUGGAUGUUUAUUUGACAACUGUGACUGGGGAGAAACUAGCAGGAGCCGCCGUCGUUGCUUUGCUCUCCUACGCGGAGCUGCAGUCCCUGCAGACGGGGGAUUUCAUCGAGGAGGAGAGAUCCAGACCCUUCCACCUGAGCUCAGGGGUUGUCUCCGCCGUCAUCGGGAACCGGCGGGUUCACCAACUCACCGACACCGUCAACAUCACCCUGAAGCACACCGAGGAUUCGGUAGCGGAAGGACAAACCUUCUGUGUUUACUGGAACCACUCAGGGCCCAGGAGUCACUGGUCACCUGCGGGAUGUACAGUCAUUCAGUCCAACACCACACACACCACCUGUGGCUGCCGCCACCUGUCCAGUUUCGCCAUUCUCGUCUCAACCAACCAGGAGUGGUAUGAGGAGGACCAGUCUCUCACCUGGAUAACGCUGGUCGGACUCAGCACAUCGCUCGUGUGCCUGGCUCUCGCCAUCGUCACCUUCCUGUUCUGCGUCCAGACUAAGAACCUCAACAUCACCAUCCACAUCAACCUGUGCAUCAGCAUGUUCCUGGGGGAGCUCCUCUUCCUGCUCGGCAUCAAGAGGACCAGCAGCAAGGUUGUGUGUGCGCUGGUGGCGGGCUGUCUGCAGUACCUGUUCCUUGUGGCCUGCGCAUGGAUGUGUGUGGAGGGCAUCCACCUCCAUCUCAUGGUCCGGAACCUCCAGAGGAUCAACAAUGCCGGCGUCCACAGGGCGCUGAGAUGGUUCAUGUACCCGUUUGCAUACGGGGUGCCUGCAGUGAUCGUCAUUGUUUCCGUGGCAACGUACCCAGCUGGUUAUGGAUCACCCCUGUACUGUUGGCUUUCGGUCAAGAAAGGACUUAUCUGGAGUUUCAUUGGCCCCAUCUGCACCAUCAUUCUGUUUAACAUGGUUCUGUUUGCGGUGACCCUCUGCAAGCUGAGGGCACAGAUCACCCGCCUGAACACCGAGGUCACGAAGAUUAAGGACAUGAGAAUGCUAACCCUCAAAGCCAUUGCACAGGGGUUCGUCCUGGGCUGCACUUGGAUUCUCAGUUUGUUCCACUUCCAUGAUACAACCACGGUCCUCACCUACCUCUUCACCAUCAUCCACAGCUUCCAGGGAACCCUUAUCUUCCUCAUUCUCUGCGUGCUGAAUCCACAGGUGAGGGACGGCUACCGGAUCUGCUGGAAGAGAAUCUACAACAACAGGAAAAAAACGAGCUUCGCAGAUUCGGCCUCCAGCAGCGUGCCGAUGACCGCAGCGUCGAUAUAAAAGACCGAGAGGAAUGAUUUGAUGCAGUGCUCCUUGUGCUGUGGACGGGUCAGGACCUGAUUCCUUGGCCAACAUCAAUGUCAGUGGUGGGGACUGUGGAUGAACCCCGGCUGAUGUUUCACCCUGGACCAUAUUUCGGAACUCCCUCUCCCCCACUGAGGCUCUUCAUGAAGUGGACUUUCUAGACCAAUGUUCAGUCACAUUUCCCAGAACAUGACUUGGUGAUAAAUGUACUUCCCCUGUCCGUGCUGCAAUACAAAGACCUCGAAGGUUAGAGGCAGUGGAAGUGAAAGCUGUUCUAACGACAUUGAUGCCUGGUGUUAAACAUUUGCUGAUAAAAAGUUAGGCAGACCUUGGGUAUGUGGGAAAUGUUUACACAGAGGCAAGCUGAAAGUUUGAAGUGUUAGUAUUUUAAUAUCUCUGCAUGCCUCUCGUAUUAGAAAAAUAGAAACAGCAGCCAAUGGUUUUAUUCUGGGCCAUCUUUCUGCUUUUGUUAGGGAGAGCAAAUGACAGAAUGUUUUGUACAUUCUUCUAAUGAAUUGAAGAUGAAUUAUUUUAACCCCUUGGCUCAACCCUCUGAGCUGGGAGGUUAGGGAUGGACUCCAGUGACUGAUGAAGUGCUGCAGUGUUUCAGGUGCUGUCUUUCUGAUGAUGUCAAACCAGUUCCCUACCUGCAUUCCCUGAGGCACCAUGUGGAAGAGAAACACAUUAUUCCCAACUGUCCAAUACUUAUCCUCAUUCAACACUGGGAACAAAUGGUCCACUUGUCAUCCUACAGCUGCGGGUACUCUGCUUCCAAUAGUGGGCAAAGCUUCACUGGGUGCAAAGCACCUUUGACCACAGAAGUCAUGAAAUGUGCUACAGGGAGGGGGAAACUCAGAUUCAUCCUUUCUACGUCUUCUCACUGAAUGUGUACCGCUGCGUGUAUCGUUGUAUAUGAAACCUACCGGAUAUUGAAAGGCCUGUAUAGAGUGGACGUGGAGAGGAUGUUUCCAUCAGUGGGAGAGUCCAGGAUCCGAGGGCACAGCCACAGAAUAAAGGGACAUCCCUUUAGAACUGGGAUGAGGAGGAAUUUCUUCAACCGGAGAGUGGUGAAUCUGUGGAAUUUGUUGCUAUAGAGGGCUGUGGAGGCCAAAUCAUUGGGUGUAUUUAAGGCAGAGAUUGAUGGGUUCUUGAUUGGUGAGGGGAUUAAGGGUUACGGGGAGAAGGCGGGAGAAUGGGGUUGAGAAAAUCAACCGUGAUUGAAUAGUGGAGCAGAAUCGAUGUUCUUUUUCUCAUCUCAGUUCUUAAAAGUGGCACGCUAAUGCAUUAGUCGGCUAUAAAUUUAAACACCAGUGUUGGUCCAUUAUCGGACCGGGUUGUUAGCAGAAUCUGCAGUCUACUCAGUGGGCUUUUGGAAAAAGCCCAAAGUAUUACAGAAGCAACAGAAAACAUGCACAAAAA